GAGAUCGUCGACGUUGUGACGACGUUCUCAUAUCAUGUUGUGCAGUACCUGGGAACCUUGGUCUCGAUCAUUGAGAUAGUGAGCACGCGCAUCGCCCAGUCCACUGAAUCCUUUGAUGGCGUUGGAGACCCAACUCUCUUGAAGAAGGAUGUGGCCAAGAACACCAUCGUGACCAAGAGCGCCUGCAGCUACGCGUUGACUACACUCACGCUGAAGGAGAAGCCGAUCGACCUGGUCAAGCACUUCAGCGAGCUCUCAGAUUCGGACAGGGUGAGUCCUGUGGUAGGGACGCUUUGCAAGUUCAGCAGUUUGCACUUUCGUGGCUGCGUCAACGAACACUUCGAUCUUACUUCUGUGGUCAGCGUGACGGACGUGGAGAUAUUGAGUGCGUUUCGGAACAUGGUGAGGAUCUUCUGGGCUACUGAGGGCUCCGAGAUCGUCAGGAAGUGCAUCGACCCGUUCUGGGCCGACAUGAUGAACUGCGUAUUCGAGGAAAUCAUCAUUGUGGAGAUCGCGCACCCCGGUGCGAUUGCUGCAACCUCUGCGGGCAAUGUCACCGGCCACCUCGUCGAGAAGAGCAGUCUGGAUCGUCUGCCCGAGCUGCCCUUCGCGACCGCACAGGUCAACCCAGAGGAGAACGUGACCCUGUUCAAGACCUACGCCAGCAACCGCUGCAUCGACGCGAUCCUGCAGUUUUCGGCCGAUGCGGACGUGACAGAAGUCGACGUCAAGAGCUCGAAGGACUUUGCUCAGCCCAUGGUGAGGGCGCCCGUUCGCGUCAUCACCGACUGGUUGAGCGUUUUCUGCCAGGCGAGGGGCGCGGCACAUUGCGCGGCGCGCUUGGAGAAGGUGCUUCUGCAGGCCAACGUUUCCGAGGUCGACUCAGACACGGCGUUCAAGACGGCUGCUGGGCUGCAGCUUUGCUUCCAGGAGCUCGUGGUGGAGUUGGAGAAGACUGCGUCUUCAUCUGCGGUCAAGGGCGCUGAAGCCAUGGCGUUGGCAUCGCCCGUCUCAGUCGGCCUCCUGCGCGAGUGGGCUGGUCGCGUGGCUUUGUUCGGCGGAGCGCGCGCUGCGCAGUUGGCGAAGGUCUUCUCGGAGCUCUUGCGCGGCCAGGGCGACGUGGUCAGCUCGACGGUCAGCACUAACAACAACCUCUUCCACUUCGCCAGCCUGAUGGGCACGCGCGCUGGCCUGCCGCGCAUCGCGCCUCGGUUGCAGGACCGCGAUCUGACGGCGCGCGCGGUGGCAGUGGCCCGCGCGACCUUGCAGAAGUCGAACAUCAUCCUGGCGACCGUGGGCGUGGAGAGCGCCAGCGCCGCCAAGCAGUGCGUGAGCCAGCGCAGAGGGGGCCCCAAGCACGGCGCGAGCAAAGGGGUCGUCGGCCAGGCCCCGAAGGCCAGCGGCUCCAAGAGGGCGCAGGACGGCGAGGCGGGCGGGCCCGCCAAGAAGGCGCCCGGCGGCAGCGCCGACGCUGGCGGCGAAGAAGGAGGGCGAUGGCGGCGACGCCGUGAGGCGCAGCGGCGCCUUGGGGCAGCGCCCGCGCCGGGCGCUGGUGGGAUGCCCGUUUUCGGGCACUAG
Molecule: messenger RNA, 1578 nt
Organism: Prorocentrum cordatum
Lineage: Eukaryota; Dinophyceae; Prorocentrales; Prorocentraceae
Source: the annotation of a GenBank genome assembly